ACAACGUCAUGUCUGUUAUGUUAUGUUUUGUUUACAAAAGUAAAAUGGGCAGGUCAUAAAAUGUCAAUUAAUCAAGUACGUGUUAUCCAAUCUCAUGUGUUAAAACUGAUAUUGUAAAUCCCAUAUUUGAUUGUCUAUCAUGCGUGUUCCGCUCGACUGAAAUAUCGUGUAAUGUCAGUCGUUCAAUAUUUUUGUGUUGAUGGUGAUAUUUCAUUUCCCCUUCCAGGAGUUUGGAUCAGUCUCAUCUAAUUCACUGGAAUAAAGCAAAAAAGAUGGAUACGUGGCGAAAUUUAUGUAGAAGGAAGAACCGCUCUGGUCCAAAGUACAGAAUUGUUGUUCCUAAUCAUGCGGUUGAUGAAGACACGCUGGCAAAAGGAGAUCCAAACAGGGACUUUGCAACUAACAGGAUUAAAACAACCAAAUACUCCAUAUUAACGUUUUUGCCAAAGAAUCUUUUUGAACAAUUUCACAGAUUUGCCAAUUUAUAUUUCUUGUUUGUUGUUGCAUUAAAUUGGGUUCCUCAAGUUCAAGCUUUUGGCAAAGAAAUAGCAAUGAUACCAAUACUGUUUGUAUUGACAGUAACUGCAGUGAAAGAUGCAUUCGAAGAUUACAGACGGUACAGGUCUGAUAAAAAAGUAAAUCUCACCACAUGUCGUGUUUUGGAUUACAGUGAAAAGAAUGAUUUUCAUUUGAAGAAAUGGGAGGAAGUGCAUGUUGGUGAUAUAAUCCAUUUAUCAUGCAAUGACAUCAUUCCUGCUGAUAUGCUUCUUCUCAAGUCGUCAGAUUCGCAGGGAAUUUGUCAUGUUGAAACCAUGAAUCUGGAUGGAGAAACAAACCUCAAACAGAGACAGUCUGUGACUGGCCUUAAUUAUUCGGAUGGUCUGUACAAGGCCAAUAAAUUUGUUUACACAAUUGAAUGUGAUCAACCCAAUGCUGAAAUUUACAAAUUCAAUGGAAAAGUACGCUUGUCGGAGAGAGAGGACAAUAUUAUUCCACUGAACCAGAACAACAUCAUGCUUCGAGGCUGCAUCAUGCGUAACACCGAUUGGGUCGAGGGUAUUGUGGUCUAUGCAGGCCAUGAGACCAAGUCGAUGAUGAACAAUCGCAACCCUCGUUACAAGCGCAGCAAGCUAGAGCGUGCGCUGAACCGUGAUGUGAUCUGGUGUGUCAUCAUCCUGCUCUUCCUCUGCUUCUUCUGUGCUGCAGGUAGUGCCCUAUGGCUGAGCCAGUUUGAGGACAGCAAGGCCAUCAUGUUCAUCCCCUUUGAGAACUCUGAGCAGUUCAACCCGUACUUCCAGGCUUUCCUGGUCCUGCUCACCUACAUCAUCAUCUUCCAGUCUGUGAUCCCUCUGCCCCUGUACGUGUCCCUGGAGAUCAUCAAGCUACUGCAGGUGUACUUCAUCAACCAGGACCUGCAGCUGUACUAUGAGCCCACGGACAAGCGCGUCGAGUGUCGCGCACUCAACAUAACCGAGGACCUUGGCUGCGUCGAGUACAUCUUCUCGGACAAGACCGGCACGCUCACUGAGAAUCAGAUGGAGUUCAAGUCAUGUACGAUUGGGGGCAAGAAUUAUCCACAUGUGCCAGAGUUUGAUGAGGAGUUGCCCAGUGAGACAGGCAGCCGGUACUCCCUGGCCAACAUCAGCAGGAACAGCUCCGACGCUGCCAAGCGGAAGGCUGCACUCCAGUCUGCGGUGAUAGAGAACCUGAAGAUGGAGACAGAGAUCCAGCGGGGGCUGGCGAGCAUGUGCCUGCGCACCCUGGGCAGUAUCGACGUGAGUGUGAGCACGCUUAACCACCACAGUCUAGUGCAAGAGUUCUUCCUCCUGAUGGCCAUCUGCAACACCGUGGUUGUCUCCCUUCACCCCCAUGAGGACAUUAUGGAUUCGGAGGGAAAUGUUGACAGCAUCGUCAAUAUACCGGCUGCUGUGAACAACACCAAAAGCAACAAUCAGGGCUACGAAAACCCCAUCCUUCAUGAACGCUACAGGAAACUUCCUGAAACUCCGCCUCCAAACAGACUCAAACCUCUUAAACAAGACAGCAGCACACCUCGAGCUAAAACCUCCCUACCGCCAAUACAGAAUCAGAACCUAGACCGUGACAAAUAUCCCAAGUUCAGCCAGCGCCAGCAGUACAUGCCAGCUAUCUCCACGCCAACUGGCAGCAUGGCUGGUAGUAUAGCCGACUCCUCGAUAAGGUCCGACAUGUCCAGGACCCGGUAUGAGGCUGAAAGCCCGGAUGAACUGGCACUGGUUAGAGCUGCGAGCACCUACAACUGCUGUCUGAAGGGCCGCUCGGCUGACUCUGUCACUGUGUGGCUUCCUGCUGAAGGAGAGGUGCAGUUUGAGGUUUUACAUGUGCUUACUUUCGAUUCAACACGCAAGAGAAUGUCCAUCGUAGUUAAACACCCACUAACCAAAGAUAUCAUCAUCUACACAAAGGGCGCGGAUUCUUCAGUUCUUAGCGUUUUAGCUAAGAAAUAUAAAGAGGAACCAGAGUUCAAGGCCAUGUUAGAGAACACUGAGAAGCACAUCAUGGACUACGCCAUGCAGGGACUGCGUACGCUCUGUAUGGCCAAGAAGACAAUCAGUCACAGUGAGUACACGACAUGGAGUGCAGCUCACCUGGCAGCAGAGUCAUCUCUGGAGGAGAGAGAGGAGAAACUGUAUGAGUCUGCCUGCAAGAUAGAGGACAAUCUGGAGCUACUGGGAGCUACAGGCAUAGAAGACAAGCUGCAGGACGGUGUGCCGGAGACGAUCGCCCACCUGCGUGCGGCGGGUAUCAAGGUGUGGGUGCUGACGGGGGACAAGCAGGAGACGGCCAUCCAGAUUGCCUACUCCUCCCACCUCUUCAACUCGGACCAGAUACCUAUCAUCAUCAACGCAGACAACAAGGAAGAUACCAAGUCACAAAUGACGCAUCACAUUGGGCAAAUUGUUAACGAUGCAAACACACCAAUCAGUGAAACUUCAAUCAGCUCACGCAAACAGAUGAACUACGGCCUUGUCAUUGAUGGCAAAACUUUGUCAUUCGCCCUCAACGAGGAUCUCGCCGAGAUAUUUCUGAUACUGGCAGGAAAAUGCACCUCUGUCAUCUGCUGUAGGUCCAGUCCCAUUCAAAAGGGCCUUGUUGUGAAGCUAGCAAGGGAUCAACUCAAGGUCCUCACCCUGGCCAUUGGGGACGGGGCCAACGACGUGUCCAUGAUACAGAUGGCAGACGUGGGUAUCGGCAUCUCCGGUCAGGAAGGCAUGCAGGCCGUGAUGGCGUCAGACUUUGCAAUCGCCCGCUUCAGUUACCUCGAGAGGAUGCUGCUCGUACACGGGCACUGGUGCUACAGUCGCCUCGCUAGGUUCUCCAUCUUCAUGUUCUAUAAGAGCUUGGUGACGACAAUGGUGUUGUUCUGGUUCAACCUGUACAGCGGCUACAGUGGCUCCACCCAGAUUGAGAGUCUCUUCCUUACAGGACAACACGUUCUCUUCACCGCCUUCCCGCCCAUCGUGUCUGGGAUCAUAGACAAGGAUCUCAACGCUGAAACCCUUCUACUGGAUCCCAAUCUGUACCAAGUUGGGCCUAAAGGACUGACGUAUACUCGGAUGUCAUUCCUGAUAGUGUUUCUAGACUCAGUCUAUCAAAGUGUCUGCAUUCACUUUGUCUGUUACUUUAGCUACCCUGAGGGGGUAGGUAUAUGGGAGUAUGGUACAACCCAGAUGGUGGCCUUAGUCCUCACUAUCCUGGUGCAAUACGUCAUAGAGACAUUCAGGCUGAUGUGGCCCCAGUGGUUGACAUUGAUACUCAGUUUUGUGGUGUUUUUCCUGUUUGGGAUUAUCAUCGAUUCGUUCUUCAUGACCUUUGACCAUCCCAUGACCCCAUACUGGGUCAUGAUGGUCACCAUCUCAAAGCCCAUACAUUUCCUCAUGGUGGCUGCAUCCAUAGUGCUGUCUCUCCUGCCAAGAUUAAUUGUGCGGAUCAUCCAGCAGACUGUGUUUCCUGACGUGAUAAUGGUGGCUCAGCAAGGGGAGAAACAGAAGGCAGAAACGGAGUCCCAGUCCACUGAAAACUCUCGCGCAACCAGUCCCGACUCGGGAUACAAUCGCAAUGACUCCAAAGAUCUUGGCAUUGACAAUAAAGCUCUUGACUUGCACCAUGACUCUGAGUCUGCAUCGACAUCAAUCGUGGUGCCAAAUGGCUCUACUGAGCCAAGUAACAUGAACGGUAAAUUACGGCAUAGGCAGAACAGCAACACUGCGACCAAUGGGAUUGCAGAGACGCCCACCUGACGGUGAGCCUGCAUAAUAGAGCAUGCUGGGAGAGAAACCUUAGAACUUCACCGUGCAUUGGGCCUCCUAAACAUUCCAGUGACUAAAGACUUACAAGCAAUGUGAUAUUUUUUUAGUGCUGGUUUUGUUGUAAAGAUUUAGUUCGUAGUUUGUCAAAAAUUAAUUGUUGGUUUUGUGUAUGUCCUCUGACAUAAAAUAUAAGUAUACCACUAAACCCCUUUGUAUAGAAUUCAAUUCCAUUCUCAAUUAGAUUAGCACCAUGACAAUGUCUUUGCUCAGAUUAUUUUUAUUCAAAAACAUAAAAAUAUCCCAUUCUUAUUUUGAAAGUAAGAUAACAUUUGUCUUUCUAUGAUAUGUUAAUAAGAGUAUUACAUUGGCACAUAAAAUCUCAAAUUUGAGGUUAUCUUUGUAUUACUUCAGAUCAUUUUCAAAAUGUUGGCAUAAUAUUUGGUUAAUGGCUUAGUGAGUAGUUUUGCGGGCAUUUUUUGUAGUAUUUGAUCAUUCCAUUAAAAAAUUAAUAGCUUUUUUAGAUCACCUGAUUGCUCAGGUCCGUCGUAUGUCUGUCCGUCCGUCCGUCGGUCUGUUAACAUUUGCUCAUAAACACUCUAGAGGCCACAUUUCUUGUCCAAUCUUCAUGAAACUUGGUCAAAAGCUUUGUCCCAAUGAAAUCUCGCCCGAGUUUCGAAACUGGGUUGUGCCGGGUCAAAAACUAGGUCACUUGGUAAAAAAAAAGAAAAACCUUGUAAACACUGUAAAAGUCACAUUUCAUGCCCAAACUUCAUGUAACUUUGUCAAAAUGUUUGUCUUAUUGAUAUCUUGGUUGAGUUCAAAAGUGGUUCCGAUCCGUUGAAAAACAUGGCCGCCAGUGUGCGGGGCAGUUUUCCUUAUUUGGCAAUAGAAAAACCUUGUAAACACUCUAAAAGUCACAAUUUUUGCCCAAUCAUCAUGAAAGUUGUUCAAAACAUUGGUUUUAUUGAUAUCUCGGGGGAGUUCGAAAAUGGUCGAGAUCAGUGAAAAAACAUGGCCGCCAGUGGGCGGGGAUUUUUUCUCUAUAUGUAUAUAGUGGCAGUUUUCCCUAUUUGGCUAUAGAGAAACCUUGUAAACACUCUAGAAGUCACAAUGGUUGCCCAAUCAUCAUGGAAGUUGGUCAAAACAUUGGUUUUAUUGAUAUCUCGGACGAGUUCAUUUUUCUCUAUAUGUAUAUAGUGAAAGCAUGUGAACACAGUAGAAGUCACAUUUUUGGCCCAAUUUUCAUAAAAUUUUCUCAGAACAUUUGUUUCCUUGAUACGAGAGUUGAGUUAAAAAAUGGUUCCUGUCAGUUGAAUAACAUGGCUGCUGGGAGGGGGGAAGUUUUCUCAUUAUCCCCCCCCCCCCUUUCAAAGAAGAGGGGGUAUAUUGUUUUGUUGAUGUCGUUCUGUCCUUCCACCAGAUGGUUUCAGGAUGAUAACUCAAGAGCGCUUAUGCCAAGGAUCAUGAAACUUCAUAGGUACAUUGGUCAUGACUCGCAGAAAAAACCCUAUUGUUUUUCAGGUCACUAGGUCAAAGGUAAAGUUCACGAUGACCCGAAAUAGUAAAAUGGUUUCCGGAUGAUAACUCAAGAACACUUAUGCCUAGGAUCAUGAAACUUCAUAGAUACAUUGAUCAUGACUCGAAGAUGGCCACUAUUGAUUUUCAGGUCACUAGGUCAAAGGUCAAGGUCAUGGUGACCUGAAAUCGUAAAAUGGUUUCUGUAUGAUAACUCAAGAACGCUUAUGCCUAGGUUCAUGAAACUUAAUAGAUAUAUUGAUCAUGACUCGCAGAUGACCUCUAUUGAUUAUCAGGUCACUAGGUCAAAGGUCAAGGUCACAGUGCCAAAAAAUGUAUUCACAAAAUGACUGUCAAGGUCACGUUGACUCAACUUUGAAAAAUGGUUUCCGGAUGAUAACUCAAGAAUGCUUACGCCUAGGAUCAUGAAACUUCAUAGGUACAUUGAUCAUGACUCGCAGAUUAAAUAAUGAUGAAACUUGACCAGGAUGUUUGUCUGGGCAAUAUCUAGGUCAAGUUUGAAUUUGGUAAGGAUUGAAUGAACCGACUCCUCUCAGGUGAGCGAACUAGGGCCAUCUCGGCCCUCUUGUAUUUAUUUUGUGAAUGAAAUCCAUGACAGAAAAAUGAGUUUGCCAUACAAAAUGGUGUAGAAUGACUUGAAUUUUAACACCAUAAACAUUUUUUGCCAUGUUCUAUUCUGAUUGUAAUGUACCAAAUUUGUUUGGAUGUUUGAAACUUACCUUAGCACAACUUGGAUUAUGGUGAGCUUUUGUGAUCAUUAUCUUUCUGCCAUUUGUUGACCAUCUUGUGUUAUCAACAUUUACUGGUACCUUCUCAACAUUCUAGAUGCCACAUUAAUUGCCAAAUCGUUCUAAAACUUGGUCAGAACAUUUGUCUAAAUGAUCUUGCAUGAGUUUGAUAUUGGGUCAAGUGUGGUAAAAAACAAGGUCAAAAGGUCAAAACUUGUGACAUCCAAGAGGCCAAACUUAUUCCCUUAUCUUAUGAAUUUUUUGUCAGAACACUUGUCUUAAUAACAUCACAGAGGAGUUCAAAACUGAAUUAUGUUGUAGCAAAAACAAUGUCAAUUGUCAAAUAAAUAGUUGAAAACUGUCUAGAGGCCAACCAUCAUGGAACUUGCUUAGAAUAUUUGUUCUAAUGGUAUCUUGGUCAAGUUCUCAAAUGUUUCUUUAAACUUUGCCAAAGCUUACCAAAACACUUCAGUUUAUUUUGUCUCAGAUGAGAAUCUUAGGGCCUUUGGUCUGCUGUUAUAAUAUUUACUGGUAUCAUAGUAUUAAAAAUAAUGUUAUUAACAAAAACAUUUAAACGUUACACUACUAGUAAUAAAUUUCAUUUACCUGUUUUGGGAUAAACAUGGAAAAUGCCAUCAUAAGAAUCUUAAUAUUUAGAAGCUUUCAAAAAAUACUUGGUUAAUAGGAUGGCCAGAUUUCAGUUAUUUCAGUACAGAGCUGUGUAUUGCAAUUGUUUUAUACCACUCUACAUUGCAAAUUAUCGUAGCAUUUUAUUGUAGGUGGCUUGUUUCACACGUAUUUAUUUAAGUUUUAAAUGUUACAAAAUUUUCUGCAUUUUUAUCAGGUGAUGCUCAUACUAUAUACUUAACCCUUUGCAUGCUGGGAAAUUUGUCAUCUGCUAAAAUGUCGUCUGCUAAAUUUCUAAAAUUAGCAUUUUCUUCAAUUUUUUUUCAAAGAAUACUAUCAGAAUAGCAAACAGUUUGGAUCCUGAUGAGACACCACGUUCUGUGGCAUCUCAUCUGGAUCCAAACUGUUUGCACAGGCCUUCAAAAUUCGGUUCCCGCACUGAAAGAGUUAAAAUUGUACUUUGACGGACUGAAUAUUUUCUUAUAAUUUAUAUGUUCUGACGAUGUUUACAGAAAUAUAAAUACAUGUUUGGAAUGUAUUAUAUUCUUUUCAAAUGCCAACAUUCUGUUUUCACCCUGUCUACAGUAGGUUUUGUUGUUGUAUUACUUUUUUCAGUUUAUGAAACACUUUUUUACUUACACGUGUAGUGAUACUAAUGCAAAAAUACAAGUACUGGAAUUGCUGCAUAUCAUACACAUGUUUAUAUGCAAGAACAUUUUCUCUUUAUGAACUUGAUCUCCGAAAGGUCUUUUGUCUAACAUAUACCAGUGCACAAAUUACAACAUAUUUUCUUUGUGCUUAAAAAUUCUUGCCACAUUUUCAAGGCAGUAAAUCAAAAAGAUAUUUUGUCAAUUUAUUAUGCUCCCCCGAAAUGUUUGGGGGGAGCAUAUAGUCGCCGCUUCGUCUGUCCGUACGUGUGUCCGUCUGUCCGUGCACAAUUUUUGUGCGGGCUAUUUCUCAGCAAUUAAUGACCAUAAUUUAAUUAAACUUAAUGGAAAGCUUCACUACCAAGAGGAGAUGUGCAUAUUAUCAGCUGGUUCUGGUCGGAUGAUUUUUCACAUAGUUAUGACCCUUUGAAAUUUUCUAUAAACUGUACAUAUAGUGCAAUUCUUGUCCGGGCUAUUUCUCCCCAACUACUGACUUGAAUUCAAUGAAGCUUUAUGGGAAGCUUAACUACCUUGAGGAGAUGCGCAUGUUAUUUGUGGGUUCUGGUUAGAGGAUUUAUUUAGAGAGUUAUGGCCCUUUGAAAUUUUUAAGUUGCUAAACUAUCCAUUGUAUUAUUUUGUUUAAAGUUAUGCCCCUCAAGACGUUUUCUUUUAUCUGAAUAUAUAGUGCAAUAUUUUGACCAAAAAAAACUUUGGGGAGCAUCACCCGUCUCCGACGGUUUCUUGUUUAUUUAAUUCAUUGAAGCCUAGGCUACUGCUGAUAUAGAAUCAAAAUGCUGGUUUAAAAAUUCUUCAUAUUAACAUAUCUUUUAUUAAAAUGGCGUAGGUCUGUGAUAAUCCAUAAACCUUCACUUUUUUAUUGCAUUUAUUUUAUUACUUAUCAUUCUUUAAAACUUGAUUCAGCAUUUAUUUUGUUGGUGUUUUGGUUAUUUUCUUCAGGUUUGUAGCAUUGUUAAACAAAUCACAUAAAACACUAAAUAAAUAAAUUGAUCACCAACAACACUGCUCAGAAUGUUUCAUGUCUAUGUAUUAGUUUUUUUAGCAGAACAUAUUGCACCCACAUUUAGUAUAUGUCCUUGCCCUUAUUCCUAGUUUUUGGAAUGUCAGAGGCACUGUGUAAAGUAGACUUGGUGAUGUGGGUAAAUUUCAAGGUUUCUUUUAGAGCUCUAUUGUGCAGGGAUUAAGUCAGUUGUAUUGUACAUAAAUUUUUAUUUAGCAAAUUUUAAAUAACAUAUACAUGUACAUAGUGACAAUUGUCAAGAUUAUACUAACGAAUAGCCUUAUCAGAAAUUUAAUCUGAUUUAAUGUGCAUGUACAAUUAUUGUAAUUUUUUGUAAAGGAAGCGUACAUUGUGCUGUAAAUUAUGCAAUUAAUUUUCAGGAGUUUUUAUCUUAAAUGUGCUGAAAAAAUGUAUAUAUAUAUAUAAAUAUGUAUUGCUAAAUGUCAGCCUGCCCCUUCCUUGAGGACCCUAGCGAGCACUUUGCCCUUGAGCUUUAACCUUCUAGCCUGAUUCUCACUGUAGGACCCUUGCAACCUUUUAGCCCUGCUAAAACCUCAUAGCUUGACUUUCACUGUUGGACCCAAACAACCCUUUAUCCUCUGCCUAAACCAGAUAGCCUUGCCCUCGCUAUUGGACCCUUACUCAUAUAUGACAAUCACCCUCAUAAAUAUUAUGUACAUGAACUGUACUCUAGGAAAGCCAGGCUUAAUAUAUAUGCGUAUAUUAUCGUCCCAGAUAAGCCCAUGCAGUCCGCUGGUACAAUAAAUCCAGUCUAGGCGGAAAGUUUUGUCCCUGCUUAGGCCUAUCUGGGACCAAACUUUACACAUUUGAAUUAAGUCCAACUUUAUUGUAGGCAUUUUUUAUGCUGAUAUAAGUUGACAGUUUUUCAGUCAUAUUUGGUGUAACUAUGUUGUUGUUAUCUUUUUGUACCCAUUUUCUUGCUGUUGUAUAAAACCAUUGCUACAUCUGAAAAAAAGCUUUUUUGAGCAGCUGUAUACCAUGCUUUUUCACAUUAACUGUCCUAAAUUUUUAUAUAUAUUUUCUCAUCAUUCAGUUAGUAUUUAUGUUAUUUUCAAUUUGUGAAGAUGUUAAAAUAAACAAUGAAAUGGCAUUCAUUUUAUUGUUUACAUCUUUAUAAAUUCUUUUAAAAAAUUAACUGAUUUCUAUUGUAUAUUAAUUUUUCAGAUAAACAUUCAGGGACCUUGUAUUGAUUGACUUGCAUGAACUUAAAUGGUCCUCUUUGAAAUCCAUAUAUUUUCUGCAGUAUAUUAAAGAUACCAAUGUACAGCAAUAUCUAAGCAAUGUGGUUAACAUAGAUUAACGUAUAGUCCGGUGUGAAAGCAUAAUGUAGCUUAUGUGUCAUAUAAUACAGAAAACUGUAGUGUAUAAAAAAAGCAUAAUACAUGUAGCAUUAAUUUGAAAGGAAAGUUCUUAAGUCAAUAAUUUUGUUUGCAGUGCUUCUGAUUGAUAUAUUUUGGCAACACAUGUUUUCUUACUUCCAUUUAAAGCAGGAAAAAUCCUCUUUAGUCCCCUACCAGUUGCACCGGAGGGGAUUUAUGGUUUUGUCUCCAUCCGUCACACUUUUCUGGAUCCUGCGAUAACUUUAAAAGUUCUUAAUAUUUUUUCAUGAAACUUGGAACAUUGAUAGAUGGCAAUAUGCACGUCAUUUUAUUUAUUUCUUACGUCAAAAAUUAUGGUUGCUAUGGCAACAAAUAGACUAGAAAUACUGCUUAAAAUGGUGGUUAUCCUGCGAUAACUUUUAAAGUUCUUAAUAAUUGUUCAUGAAACUUGAAAAUGGAUAGAUGACAAUAUGGACAUUAUGCACGUCAUUUCGUUUUGUUCCUAAAUAAAAAAAUUGGUUGCUAUGGCAACACAUUUAUAUUUAAAAAAUCUGGAAUUUCUGACAAUGGUGGGGGCUUAUAUUGCUUGACAAUAGUCUUGUUUUAUAUGUAACAUUUUUUGUACAUAUUUUUAUUUUGAUUUCUUGUUUUGUAAAUGCAUAUAUUUUGUGUUCUCAGUUACUUUCUUGUUAUGUAUUUAUUUGUUGAUUUUAUUUAAAAUGUUGAAUAUAUAAUUUACAUAAGUGUACACAAAGUCACACAUGUUUUUAUGUAAAGUGUGAAUGUAACCAGGAGCAGAAUUGAAGAAAAAAUAAGUAAUUGUCUUUAAAACAAAAAGUACCACAUAACUUACAUAAAAAGCAUACAUUCUUUAUUUUGGCAAAAAUUCUUUAUUCUGGCAUGUAAAUGUACCUGUUAUGUUCAUGUGAAAGUCAGGCCAUCCACACCAUUAUGAAUGUUUACAACAUUUGAUUAUCAUAUGACAUUAAGUAGGCUGUCAGAAUUGAAGAAUGAGGUCUUUAUCAUGAAGUAUUAAAUUGGAACAGAUUUUUGUUAUAUGCAUGUUUGCCUUUCUUUGAAUGCUUCUUUGAAUACCAAAACAAGUUUUUUUAUUAUUAAUAUAAUUAUGUAUUAAUUUACUUUUUGACUUAGUAUUGAAAGACAUGAACCCCACAUCUGUUAACCUGGUUUUCAACUAAUUUGAUAAAAUCAUUGGUCUGUUUGUGCACUAUCUUUAAUCCCUAUUAUGCUGUUUAAUAGCUUUGGUGCUUGUAUAUGAAAAACGGGUUUAAUGCAUGUGCAUACAGAGUCAUCUAAGAUAAGCCUGUGCAGUAUUCACAGGCUAAUUUGGGACCUCAUUUUCUGCCUUGACUGUUUUUUUUCUAAGAAUACAAUAAAAUGGAAAGCAUCAUCCCUAAUAAACCUGUGCCGUCUUCACAGGCUAAUCUGGGAUGACACUGCACGCAUGCAUUAAGACCAGUUUUCAUAGAGCAGGAUUCAUUUCAAAGAUGAUUCUAUCAAUCAACUCUUGGCCUUUAUGCUAUGGUAACUUACAGAUUGACAAAUUAUACAUGUAAACUUACGAUGUUUGCCUAAAGCAAAAUGGCCUCUACUAGUAUAUAGAUAUUAAAGUCAUUUGUAAAAUCUUUUCUGUAUUUUCUCUAUCUAUGUUGGUAUUAACUUACUUUAAAAUCUUAAGACUUCUACCUACAGUUUAAUGUUUGUCUUAGAGUACAAUCAUAUUUCAUGUAUUCAAUUUCAAACAAAAACAAUAAUACUUGUACAUUGAAAUAAAAACAAAUCAUGAUUAGACUUACAAAGACAAUCAAGUUGUUUGAAUGUUAUUGAAUGUAUUAUACAAAAAAUGGAUGUUUGUACGGUUUAUUUUAUAGUGAAUCUGGUAUUCUCUCUAUGAACCGGUGAGGUUUUAUUAAACAAUGUGUUUACAAAUUAUGUGUAGAGUUUGUUGACAUCAAAUGGGUUAAAUGAGAAAUGUGUAAUAAGUAUAUAAGGGACAUAAAGGCAAGUGGUUUUGUCAAAAUAUUCUUUCACAUCGCUAUGUUUGUAAAUGUUUGAACCUCAAAAUGAUUGGUAAUUAAUUGAGCAGUGUUCUGGGACUAUUGGGCUAAAUGCAUGUGUGUAAUGUGUUGUCCCAGGUCAGCCUGUGCAGUCAGCAUAGGAUAAUCAGCGAUGACACUUUCUGCUUUUAAUGAAGUUUUCAUUGAAAGGAAGUCUCUUCUUAGUAAAAAUCCACAGUCUGCACAGGCUAAUCUGGUAUAGUAAAAAUCCACAGUCUGCACAGGCUAAUCUGGUAUAGUAAAAAUCCACAGUCUGCACAGGCUAAUCUGGUAUAGUAAAAAUCCACAGUCUGCACAGGCUAAUCUGGUAUAGUAAAAAUCCACAGUCUGCACAGGCUAAUCUGGUAUAGUAAAAAUCCACAGUCUGCACAGGCUAAUCUGGUAUAGUAAAAAUCCACAGUCUGCACAGGCUAAUCUGGUAUAGUAAAAAUCCACAGUCUGCACAGGCUAAUCUGGUAUAGUAAAAAUCCACAGUCUGCACAGGCUAAUCUGGUAUAGUAAAAAUCCACAGUCUGCACAGGCUAAUCUGGUAUAGUAAAAAUCCACAGUCUGCACAGGCUAAUCUGGUAUAGUAAAAAUCCACAGUCUGCACAGGCUAAUCUGGUAUUACACUUUUUGCUUAAACAUGGAUUUUUGAUUAGAAGAGACUUUCUUUAAAGAAAAAUACCAUCAAAGGUGGAAAGUGUGGUCCCUGGUUAGCCUGUGCAGACUGCACAGGCAAAUCUUGGAUGGGACUUUACGCACAUGCAUUAAGCCCAGUUUUUCCAGAUAGAGACUCUAUUAUUAUGUGCAUGUAGUGAUGUUGAACUAGUUUUUACCCUUUGCAUGCUGGGAAAAAUGUUGUCUGCUGAAUUUCUAAAAUUAGCAUUUUCUUUAAUUUUUUUCAAAGAAUACUAUCAGAAAAGCAAACAGUUUGGAUCCUGAUGAGACACCACGUUCUGUGGCGUCUCAUCUGGAUCCAAACUGUUUGCAAAGGCCUUCAAAAUUCGGUUCCAGCACUGGAAGAGUUAACUCUCUUGUUGCAUUUGAUGUGUUCUUGGUUCUGUCUGUUGUCAUAUUCAUCAACUAUCACAAUGUUGUUUUAUCAUAUAAAGGACCAAAAAUGAAAAAUAAAUCAAAUUGAAACAAU
Molecule: messenger RNA, 13392 nt
Organism: Dreissena polymorpha
Lineage: Eukaryota; Metazoa; Mollusca; Bivalvia; Myida; Dreissenidae
Product: phospholipid-transporting ATPase VA-like
Exons: 22
Coding region: 273-4280 (1335 amino acids)
Biological process (GO): phospholipid translocation
Cellular component (GO): plasma membrane
Molecular function (GO): magnesium ion binding; ATP binding; ATP hydrolysis activity
Source: RefSeq, a predicted model, not a curated record